This is a messenger RNA of Archocentrus centrarchus (flier cichlid), 3396 nucleotides long. RefSeq names its product 5'-nucleotidase, cytosolic II, like 1 (gene nt5c2l1). Gene Ontology annotation, molecular function: 5'-nucleotidase activity. The transcript has 18 exons. The record is from RefSeq and is a predicted model, not a curated record. NCBI's taxonomy places the organism in Eukaryota, Metazoa, Chordata, Actinopteri, Cichliformes, Cichlidae. Bases 95 to 1585 code for a protein of 496 amino acids.
AGAAGACACUCAGUGGCACACCUACAAACGUUGCCAGUUGAAUUGCCUCUUUGAAGAGUCAGUCAGAGGAGCGCCACAUCGGCAGGUGUCGACGAUGGAGACAACGGACACAAGCAUCUCCUCAGAGGAGAAGAAGAGAGGCCUUGACCAAAAGGUGUUUGUCAACAGAAGCCUGACCCUAGAAAAUAUUAAAUGCUAUGGCUUUGACAUGGACUACACGCUAGCAGUGUAUAAGUCUCCGGACUACGAGAGCAUGGGCUUUGAGCUGAUGAGAGACAGGAUGGUGUCGAUUGGAUACCCUCAUGAGAUUCUACGCUACAAGUACGAUCCCAGCUUCCCCACUCGAGGUUUAGUGGUUGACACCACAUAUGGGAAUCUCCUGAAGGUGGAUUCAAAUGGGAAUAUUUUAGUCUGCAGUCACGGCUUUCAGUUCCUCAAAGGUGAAGACAUUCACAAAUACUACCCGAACAUGUUCAUCCAGAGAGACGACACCGACCGCUUUUAUAUCCUCAACACUCUCUUCAAUCUUUCAGAGACUUAUCUGUACACCUGCCUGGUUGACUUCUUCACUGGAUGCACCAGAUACACAGACCUCCUGAAAGGUUUCCAGCACGGUGACUUGUUUAUGUCCUUCAGAAGCAUGUUCCAGGAUGUUCGAGACGCAGUGGACUAUACUCAUAAUACAGGAACUCUGAAAGAAUUAACUACCAAGAAUUUGGAGAAAUACGUUGUCAGAGAUCCGAACCUCCCUGUGCUUCUGACCCGGAUUAAAGAGGUGGCCAAGGUUUUCCUAGCCACCAACAGUGACUACAACUACACUGAGGCCAUCAUGACAUACCUGCUGGAAAGUAAUGCUAAGCCUGGAAGCCCCAAAAAGGGCUGGCGCUCUUAUUUUGACCUUAUUGUCGUGGACACCAAAAAGCCGCUGUUCUUCGCAGAGGGGACUGUGCUGAGACAAGUGGAAACGAACACAGGAAAGCUUCGGAUUGGGACUUACACUGGUGACCUCCAGCAUGGAACAGUCUAUUCUGGAGGAUCCUCAGACAUUGUUUGUGACCUCCUGGGCGUCAUAGGCAAGGACAUCCUCUACGUCGGAGAUCACAUCUUUGGCGACAUCCUGAAGUCUAAGAAGCGUCAGGGCUGGAAGACCUUUCUGGUCGUACCGGAGCUCACCAAAGAGUUGCAAGUGUGGGAGGAAAGGAAAAAUCUCUUUGAGGAGCUGAAACGUCUUGAUCUCUACUUAGCUGAACUUAACAAGCACCCAGACAGCACCAGUCAAGAGUACCGUGACAUUGCUUCCAUUCAUUUGAGAAUGAGGCUGCUGACAUACAGAAUGGACAUGUCAUACGGUCAGAUGGGCAGCCUCCUGCGCAGCGGCUCCAGGCAGACGCUGUUCGCCAGCCAGCUGAUGCGUUAUGCAGACUUGUACUCCUCCAACUGCCUCAAUCUGCUGCACUACCCCGUCAAUUACCUCUUCAUGGCUCCUCCAGUGCAGAUGCCCCAUGAAGUUAUUUCUGAGAGCUCUGCAGACUUUGCUUCAUCAGUGUGUUCUGUCAACAACCGUGCUGCCACAAACAAAAACUGAGUGACAGCAGACUCAGUUGACGGGGAUGAAGAUGCUACAGAGGAAUCCUGUAAUGUGCAUCUUCUUGUCAUGAACAAUUCUCAGUGCUGAAGAUGGCUGUUCGCACCCAUGCGCAUACGAAGGGUUUAUUCCGAGCCUGAGGCGCACACAUUACCAAAAAAACUAACUUCAUGCUCCACCUGCAGAAUGCGGCUUGGUAUGUCGACAUAACUCAAGCACGGUGACAGUUUAGGAUUUAAAGCAGAAACAGACUCAGGGUUACUGUGGAGCGUUUUUACAUCUAGUUUCAAAGGUUAAAGGUUUUAAAGGUUUGUACACUAAAGUAAAGCUACUAAAUAAGCAUAUAAGUCAGUUUCAUGUAAGCCUUAAAGAAAUAAUAUUCACACUGGCUUUUCUUUUGUAUAAAGAAGUUGCAGUGACAGUUGUUUACAAGAGCAGCCUGCACGUCUUCUGGGCAUAUACAGAUCAGUUUUUAAAUACAAGCAUUACUCUUAAAGCUCAGCAACGGAUCAUUUAAACCAGGACUGAAAAUACUAGAAUAUAUGCUAGAUAUCCUUAGAUUCAAAUUGGAGGAAAGCUAACUUCUAUUGAAAUGUUUUGUGCUGAAUUGAUCUUUUAAGAUUUUACUUUCUGCAUUGAAUCUUUUCUCCACUGGGUGGCGCCUGAUCACCUCUGCAGUACACCUGAGGAAUGAUUUUUGUGUGGCUUAAUGAGUUUAUAUUUAUACCCACAGCAAAUAUAUUAAAUAGUUUUAUCUCCUUAAACAGACAUUUAAUCUUCCGAAAAGCCUUCAUCACUUUUAUAACAGAUGCUUAUAAGGAACAGCGGCACGCCCCCCACUGAGUUAAACUUAUUUUAAAUAUAUCAAAGCAGAAGUAGAUGUUAAUAUCAGGAGCCUCCAGCUGGCUCUGCAUUCAUCAACAAGAGCGUUAAGAGAUGAGAUGCAACAUGUGAGCAAACACUUAGAUACACUUAAAAAUCUGUGUAGUUCUGCAGAAUACAGGACACCUGAACCUUUAUCAUUUCAUCUCUGUGUGUGUGUCUCACAAGCACACAUACACAGACACACAUUUUCUCCUCUUGUUACUGUAGGAAAUCAGCACUCAUGUGUGAUUAUGGGUGACUGCCGCGUUGCUUUUCCAUCGGUUGGAGUGUGCAGAGUGUCGGCGUUUUCACGCUGGACUCCUGUACAGACGGAAGAAUCAGUGACAUUUCACUCUGAUAGAAAACUUCAGCUUUGUAGUAACGUGCUGCUCGUGUUAUUUAUUUAUCUUCCUAACUAUAAUUGGAGCAUUAGUCAAGGUGAAGAAAUCUCUCUGUGUGAGGAAACGGCUUAAAGUUAAUCUGACUUAAUCUGAGCUCAUUACUGUUUUAAAAACUUUUUGUUUUAAACUCUAAAUGUGGUUGAUUUUUAAAAAGACAUCUUUAAGUAUGGGUCAUUUUUAGAUAAUCAAAGUUUAACUUUUUUUUUAAAUUUCCCACCAGUGAAGGUCUUCAUAUUUUAACACUUUAGCUGCCUGCUGCAUUGUUUUCAGCUCAGCCACGAGAGCUAAAUCCAAGAAUCGCUGCGUUUAUGAGUUCCUCCUGCCUGUGAGCACACACAUGAACAUUUCCUUGAUGAUUUCACUUCUUGUAUUGGGGCUAUUUUGGUUUAUUUGGACUUCUGCUUGGCCAUUGUCUGUUGGUCACCUGUGUUUAUUGCUGUUUCUUGAUUCAUUGUAUUCCCUUUGUCCUGUCAUAUUUUCUCACCUGCACAAAUCAUUUAAUCUCUUCUGUUUAAUCUGUUUUUAAAUAAACCACACUCAGUGUCC